Messenger RNA from Panicum virgatum (switchgrass), 1065 nucleotides. RefSeq lists its product as uncharacterized. The transcript is spliced from 6 exons. Gene Ontology annotation, molecular function: nucleic acid binding. NCBI's taxonomy places the organism in Eukaryota, Viridiplantae, Streptophyta, Magnoliopsida, Poales, Poaceae. The record is from RefSeq and is a predicted model, not a curated record. Bases 1 to 1065 code for a protein of 354 amino acids.
AUGCCGGUACCCUCUGUUGCUGGGUUUGAUCUCAACGUUCGUCUCGAGGAGCCUGAAGAUGACGAUAGCGUGGAUGAAGUUCAUCUCGACGAGCCUCCAUUGGAGAAUGAAAGCGGCUUUGAUCUGAACCUGCCACAAGUAGAACAUGCUGUUGAGGCUCCCGUUGAAGGUGACAACGACAACGACGUCCACGUCGAUGACGAGCCACAAGAUAACCAUGGCGUCGAUUUGAACAUACCGCUUGAUGAAUUUGGUGCCGUGGAUUUCUCUUAUAUAGGGAACGAUGCUGAACCUGUUGAACAGCCCCAUCGAAGGAAAGAGAUGACAGAACACCUCCGCAAACAAGUUUACCAAUCUUUGUUGGCUAGAAGCAACAAUGGUAAACUAGGCAAGAAGGACACUACCAUUGUCGCCGAGCAAUUUGGGCUUCAUAUUCGGGCAGUUCAGAGGUUAUGGAAAAGAGGUACAACACAACUAGCAAACUCCAUUCCGGUUGUUGUUUCAGGUCUAAAGAAGGGUAGAGUAGGCCGCAAGCAAAUCCCUGUUGACUUAGAUGCAUUGAGAAACAUUCCUUUAAAGCAAAGAAUGACAAUAGAUGAUGUGUGCAAGGCACUAAAUUUGAGCAAAUGGCAGAUUCAAAGGUAUUUGAAAAAAGGUUACCUUAGGCGCCACUCUAGUAGCAUCAAACCCUAUCUCACUGAAGCAAACAAGAGGGCUAGGUUACAGUGGUGUGUUGACAUGGUUAACAGGGAGUUGCUUGAUGAUCCAAAGUUUAAGGAGUUGUAUGACUUUGUUUUUAUUGAUGAGAAAUGGUUUUACCUACAUCAAAAAAAUGAAAGAUAUUAUUUGCUACCCGAAGAAGAUUUACCCCAUCGGACUUGUAAGAAUAAAAACUACAUCCCUAGGCUCAUGUUCUUGUGUGUUUGCGCUCGACCAAGGUUUAGGGAUGAGGUUUGCACUUUUGAUGGUAGGAUUGGAUGUUUCCCACUUGUUCAUUAUGAACCGGCUAUGAGAGGUAAUGAGAGGACCGGCCGUAUCCAAAUGGCCAAGAGAAGAUGUGGGUAG